GUAUGAUCCAGUUUCUUCUAAAAUGGAGGAAACGACUGGAAAAGAGGAAGAGCUCCAAAAAUUUCUCGGAAAAGUUGAUGAAAUUGGUAAGAAAAGUCUUUUUCGAAGGUUGUGAUUGCAUCUACAGAAAUAGAAAACGUCAGGGCGCUAACUGAGGGCCCUGAAUUCGAAACCUCACAAGAACUGAAAUCAACAGCUUGGGUCUCGAUCUGUUUCAGGCCUAAGCUAUUAAGGUUAAUCUGUUACUUGUAUAGAAUUUGUACGUUGUAUCUCUAAAUUAUCAGCAGAUUAGUGAACAUUAGUAACCUAUCUUCUAAGUAAAUUUGCUGCUCUUUUAAAAAGACGAAUCAUAGCCACAAGUUUCUAAGAAAACCUGUAUCAUAAUCACCUCCAUCUAAAAGUUUGUGUACACUGCUUCAUGUCCAGUAACAUUUUAGCUACGUAGUUACGUGUAGUAGAGGCUGGAGUGGUUUCAAAAGCUGAUUAUAAGCUUAAUUGGAUGGUAAAGUAAAGUUGUAUCUGUGAUCAUAUUUUUUGUGCCAGGUUUAAGGUUAGUAUUGUGGGUUAGAUCUAUAUGUACAGUUUUUGACUCAUCCAUAUUUUGGAUGUAAACAUUUAUUGUCAAGGGCAUGUAUGCAAGAAAAAAAUGUUGAAUGUAAAAUUUCCAUAGCUAAGCCAUACUAUGGAUCACUUUUUUUUAGAAAAUAUAUCAACAGAAUAGGACACUUCAAAAAGAAUACUCAAGCCAAUAUGCAACCCUCUUGCCUGAUUGCUUAUAGAGUCAAUUGCAAAUUAACCAAAAAAUACCUAUCAUUACAGACUCUAUCAUGAAAGACCUGACAUGUGGCGACCUUGAAAGACAAAAUAAGGCUCUCACAGCUGCAGAUGAAUUUUUAAAGCGACAUAAAGCAGAAAAUGGUGAAGAUUCUGAAGAAGAAUGCAGGAAAGUUAAAACCAAGUCAGACAGAACAGUUAUUUCUAAGAGCAAAGAAAAAAGGAGGCUGGAUCCUUCUACUGCUUUAAAUCAGAUGGUGAGAUUCUGUUUCCAUAAAUAAAGAAGUGCUUGGAAAAAUCUUCGGUUAAUUUGUGAUCAACUGGUAGUUUCUCAUUUCAAUUUUUACGUUAACCUAAUUAACCCUGUUAAAGCCAUAUCUAUCACUUUCCGUCACACAAUACCUACAAAAAUAAUGUUAAUUGCAUUAACGAUAGUUUUUCUUUUCUUUUUUAUAAUAAACAUUAGCGAGAUGCAGGUGAAGUUUGUGCUGGUAAGAUGUAAUUUUUUUUAGUUUUAUUUUUUUUUGCUCCUGCAAAGAACUUUCAUAAGACUGUAGUGCUAUUAUAAUUUUGGUAUCAACUCUUUUACUUUGGGAGAUGGCCAAAGCUGAAUGGUCAUGCUUUAGGACUUUGUCCACAGACUAAAUGAACUGAACCACAGGAAAUUAAUGCUUAAGAGCUUUCAUUUGAAAUGGUCUCACUUAGGGAAAGUUCAUUUAAUAUGACAAGGGGGAUGAAGAUAUUGAGGGGACUCUCACUAGAAAAAUUUGUUGCGCUUAGGACUUGAAAAUUUGUAUUUCAAAACCAACACAUGACAUCAUCAUACAGAUCGGAUGGUUUUCAACUCAACAAUUUAAUGACCUGUGCAGCUCAGCUAUAUCACGUGGUUUACAGAUAUAACAAAUGUAGUCUCAGUAAUUAUUAUACUCUUGUUCAUCCUAAAAAUGCUUUAGAAAAUUGUAUCACAACGGUAUCUCAAGUUUGUCAUAGUAUAAACCAUUGAAGACAAUAACGGUAAAUAUAUUUAAUACAGUCUAGAGAUCUUUUUUCAGGGGAGCAAAGGAAUUGAAGGAGGAGGGGGGGGCUCUGAAAUUUUUUCGACUACCAAGGAGGGGGCUCCUAAAAAAUUGAACCGCUGGCGAGGGGGGCUGCUAAAAUUUCAAGCUUCGAGUUUCAAUAUCUUCAUCCCCCCCCCGUUGUCAUAUUAAAUGAACUUUCCUUAAAAAUUUUAUGCAAGGACUUGAACUUUAGAAAUACAGUCGACUCUCUCAAUGGACACCUCUAUAAGAUGGACACCUCUGUAAAACAGACACUUAGAGUUGGUCCCUGCCUUUCUUUACUCCUUUUAUUUGACUCUCUAUAAGACGGACACCUCUCUAAGACAGACACUUAGUGCCGGUCCUAAAGGUGUCCAUCUUAGAGAGAGUUGACUGUAGAAAUGUUUCCGUAAUACCAUGUUGACAUAAGUUUUUUGUUUUGAUGUCAUCAAUGAAUCACCUAGGUUGGCUAUCAACCUGUUGAAGUCUGAGUUGGAAUAAAAGAGCUUUUUUGUUUUGAUAUAUUAAAACAGAGCAGUUUAUGAAAGCAGUUGAAGAAGAUGCCAAAGAAAGAGCGAAGAUCAGAAAGAGAAAUGAAUCUGAAGCUGAAAAAUUAAAGGCAAAGGGAAAUGAAGCUUUCAAGGAGGGAAAAUUUACAGAAGCCAUCAGCAAUUACACCAUGGCAAUCAAUAAAUUUAGUUCAAAUCCUGUUCUUUAUACCAACAGGGCACAGGUAAUUUUAUUAUUCCAAAAAUUCCAACCAUCGGAACAAUGUAUUAUUAUUAAAAAAGAAAACUCAAUUAACUUUAUUUAGCGAAGGUAACACUCUAAGCUGAGGGGCCUCUAAGUGUCCCCAACUAAAGGAAGUCAUUUUUCCAGAUUGAACUUGAAGGAAUUUGGACAUGUUAGUUUUUGAGGAGGGGGUAGACACAAAGUAUGUGCAGAAUUUUAACCUAAAAAAGUUCAUGCAGAAAUAUAUUCUUUAGUAUCAGACUGCAGUUGCAUUUUCUUUCUGUGCGUAAUCUUCAACAUACAAGUCUUGGUUACCGUUAAUCUAUUUUAUUACUUAUACUGUGCCAGGAUUAGCUCAGUCAGUAGAGUGCUUGACUGCAGAGCAGUAGGUCAUGAACCCGGGGCCAGAACAAUACUCAAAGUCUUAAAACAACUGAGAAAUGAAGGUACUCUCUUUGCCCUGCAAACAGCGAGACCUUCGCGUGGCUUGGAUGACCACAUAAAAUGGCCAUCCUGUCUCCACAAGGGGAAGCAAAAAUAGUGUCCUCCAAUUAGUACUUUUGUGCUAAAAUACAUUGACACUCAAAUAAAGUGCAUUUUUUUUAACGCCUUAGGCAUACAUCAAACUUGAAGACUUUGACUCGGCUAUAGAAGAUUGCAAUCUUGCUUUAAAGGCAAGUGCUCUUACAUGUUAAGAAAUAUUCUUAUCUGUCACAUUGUUAACUUAGUAUUAGUCAUCACUUUAAAAUCAAGUAAUUCUCUUAUUUAAACUUGAUGUGAAUCUGAUAUUACAGUUUUAUUUACACUUAUUAGAUUGAUGAAAAAUGCGUAAAGGCUUUUGUUCAUAAGGCAAGAGCAUUGCAAGCGCAAGGAAAAUUUGAUGAGGUAUGGUUGCCUUUAUAUCCUGUUUACACUUUUUUUAUACCAUGCACAAAAUAGGAUUGCCAUUUCUUGUAAUGAAAGUUUCCAUAGUUUCCAUGACCAAUUUUGGCAUGGCUUAACUUAAUUUUUGAUCCCGAAAAGAGAUCAUUUUAACAUUAGAUGAUGAACCUGUAAGCACUGUCAUGAAUGAUCCGUAUACGUAAUAAUAAACCACCUUCACAUUAUAGCAGUUUUUUGUACUAUUUCUUGUACACUGCCCUAGGCAUUACAUAUCUGCAUGGAAAAAAAAUGACAUUCCAAACUGAACACCUUUUCUGGUACCAAAAUCGGCAAAUUUUUCUGCAAGAGUGACCCGGUUCUCUGGAAACUACUGAAUCAGUGAAUGAGGUUCUGUGGUUGUUUUUCUCCAGGCAGUGACAGUGUUGAAGGGUGCUAUUCAAGUUGCUCCAAAGCAAGAAAAGGUUCUUAAAGGUACCCUAGUAUUGUAGGUGUUCUUGUAUUUAAAAAAAUGGGGAAGAGGGAAUACCAGUAUUUUGACAAUUAAGGCUAGCGUCAGUGUUGGUCUUUGUUAUGUAGGCAUUUCAUGGUUACACCUAAGCAUCUUUCUGAUGAAGUUUAGUUGUAUUUGAGUACAACCAGGUUGUUUUCUCCUUUUUACGACUUUGUUUUUUAUAGACCAAAUUCAAGUGUAACAGAAAGGUGUGUUGGGGGAGGGGAGGGGUGCUUAUUUCCUGGUUCGACUAAAGAGGUGUGCACAUACUUUUGAAUGCGGAUGCUAUUUGUUAGUAAUGGUUAUGUUGUGGAAAUGAGGUAAGCUUUAAAGUUAAUUUGGACACCAUGAAAAAAAUUUUAAAGCACAUGUAUUUGUUUUGUGCAAAUGUGAACUUUUUAGCCAACAUUCUUGUCAUUUUUAGAAUUAGAGUGAUAAAUAAAAAGCCCAGUUUGUUACUUGUAUACCAUAACUACUGUCUCUCUGAGUGUUUCAAUUUCUUUAAAGCGUAUAUUGCAGAGGCCGAGUCAUCGAAACAAAGAGUUCAGGAUGAAAAGGAGGUAGGUAGACUUUUAUUGGAUGUUUUGGCUUACAUGUCCAAAAUGUAAAACAUUACAAGUCAUGUAAGGGUGUAUUAGCAUUAUGUGGUCAGUGGAAGUUCAAAAUGGCUAUAAUGUUUUCAAGUUGAGAUUCAUUGUACAGAAUUGCACUUGUCUACUUCUAAUUUUUGCUAAAAUGCCCGUAAGGUAAAAUGUCCACAAUCUGUUUUGUGAUUGGUUACAUUAAGGGUGUUAGUUUCUUUGUUUCUUUCUUCAUAGUUACACAAAUUUUUGAGGUGGAAAGUAAGGCAAAAUUUGUGUACACCAGGACCUUGCUCUGUGGAUAAUUUAAUAAUAAUUAUUACAUUUUCGGUUAAUAGUUAUCUACUGAAUAGAGAUAUAUCCAUCGAAUAGCGCUAUCCAACUUCUGAACAGCUUAGGCUAGCUCUAUAAUUGCUUGUUAUAAUUGGUAAACUGAGUUAAAUGGCCCACAGUAUUUUUUGUAAGUCUCACUAUAGCUUAGUGGCAAGAGCAUUGCUUUUGCCAUUAACAUACAUUUUGUUACUAAGUGUGGAAUAUCAUAUUUAUCAAUAAUUUUUAGGCUGUUGAUGUAGCAGGUCAAGGGAAUGGAGAUUUAAUACGAGACUCUAUCAACAGACUGCAGAAAGCCAGUCUUGUUACUUCCCAGUACUCUGAGGCUACAAGGAGAUUGGUCAGAGUUCUUGAUAAUAGUAGGUGUAAUUUGUAUUUGGGACAUGACUGAUUUGUGUAAAAUAUGUUGAUAUAAUUGAACAGGUCUCACACAUAAGAAUUUUUUCCUUUAAAUUAAUUCAACACUUGGAAAGAACCUCCUUGUAAAACAUGAUAAACAGUAACACAGGAAAAUACUUAUCUGCAGUACCUUUCAUUUGAAUGGUGUACUUGAUGAUUUCAUCCACAGAUUUGAAAGUUUCAAAUACCUUCUACAGAUAAAUAAAUUGUGCCAGUGGAAAGAACUGCUCAGUUAAGCUUUCAUUUUAGUGGUCACACAUUAGCAUUUCAUCUACAAGUUAAGAUGUUAGCACCACCUUUUACAAUGGAAGGAACAAGCUUAAAGGUUUAUUGGUGGAGUUAAUAUUAUGUUACAACCCUCUUUUCAGCUUUUCGCCAUUCUUAUUGCAACUUUAUUAUCCCAUUAUAGAUGCAAACAAAACCUUGUUUCGAUGCUAUGGGGGCUUCCAGAUUACUGAGUUCAAUAAGAUUUUUAGAAAGUAAGUAUUAAUCCUGCAAAUUACACUGUAGCAACUAUCUUUUCUGUUAUCGUACAUGUAGACGUUUUUGUAAUAGUGAAAUUCAACUUGGAUUAAAAUUGUUUGAGACAAAUAAUUUAUAGUUGACCUGUGCUUAAUUUUGACCUGUGCUUUGACCUGUAACAGAUAUAUUAGGUAAUUAUUAUUUAGAGAAACCUUGUUACUUUGGGAAAUUUUUUUAGAGUUUUGGUACAUUGCGGUCUGUAAUAUUCAUGUGAAAAUCAACAUUAUUGUAUAAUAUUGUUAUCAUUAGAACUGCAUGUUAUCAGAAUUUGAAUACGGUAUCCCCUGUCAUUUGUAGAUAUUGGGAAGGGACUGAUGUAUGUAUCAUGUUGGAAGAUAUUGACUUUGUUUGUGAAGUUGUACGGAUUCUGAUGCAAGCCUGCACUGACAAUGGUAAUUCUUUUGUUGCAUCUGAAAGCCAUGUUCCCAUUUUCAUUUCUUUUUUUCAAGUUUAUCUCAGUUGGAAUGAAACUGUGAUUCAUGACGGCCAGAGUUAUGAGUAAAAUUAUUGUCAUGAUUUUCUAACUUAAAAGACAGUCUGUUGCAUUGCCAUUUUGUAGUUUCAAGAAUAAACAAAAAACUUUGAAAAUACCGUGACAUAUAUAUUCCAUGUCUGCUGUUAAGGGCCAGGAGUCACAGAUUUCCCUUGGUGACUAUGAGCAUGAAUCCUGGCUACUUCAUGGGAAACAAAAGGAAAAUAUAACCAAGAGAACCUACCAGUUGUUCAGUCCCCUGCCUACUAAUACAUACACGUGGCAACUUGACACUAGCCCUGCUAAGCCCCAUAACAAAUCUUCUGAUCUCUCACACACAUUUGUCCAGUUAAUCAUUUUUGCUGAAACUAGUCAGUCACAAAAUAUCAUGAAAUAAUUAUUAUGAGUGUUGAAAAGAACUGUUUUCUCUUGUUUCGUUGUAGAUUAUAAUGUUGAAGAAUUUCUGAAAAAAGACCACUCUUCCUGUUUCAAUCACCUUCUGAGAGAUCCCACCUCUACAGUGAUAAGAACAGCGGUAACAUCAUUCCUGCAUCAGCUUUCACAAACAGAAAAGGGAAGACUAGGUCUAACAAAAUGUAGAGAUAUUAAAUGGUGAGGCUUAUUGCUGCUAUUAUAAUUCCUGCAUUUGUUAAUCAGCAUGAAUGUUGUCUGAUUUGAUCUCAUUGUUGAUUGUUUAGGGUCUUACAGACUUUUUCUUUUGACAUGUCAAAACUAGUAUUGUGGUAUUAAAGUGUAAGCUUACUGCUAGGCAGUAACAGCUAGUGGCUUUUAUUUGAUUUUGUAGGGUAUCAGAAGCCCUGUUUUUACUUGUACAAAGAGGAACCAAUACUGCAGUUGUAGCAAUGUCAACCAUUAAUAAUUUAGCUCUAGAACAAGGGUAAGUAUUUUCGUGUUCAUUGCAUACACCAAAUAUCCUUUUUAAAGCACUGUUACGUAAUAUCACUGGUAAACGGUCUUUUUCUGUUAUUGACCAAAUUACAUGCAGAUUGUGCCAACUGAACAUCUUUUUUUCAGAUUUUGUGAAAGAAUCAGGGACUUAGUUGACAAAGACUUCCUGAGCAUUUCUCAUAAGUUUGUGGUAAGGAAGACUCGCAUAGUGCACUUAUAUAUUCUGUUAGACAUGUUAAGAUCUACAGGUAAUGGCUUUAUUUUAAAACUGGGGCUGGUGAAAGUGAACAGUUGUCAUGGUCCCAGCCAGUUACAGACACUUGAUUUUUACACUCCAUAAGGUGAUGUUACACGAGGCGAUUCACAACAACGAUUUUUGGCGCAACAAAGUAUCACAGCAUUGUUGCGAUGUUGUUUUGAAUAGUUGCAACAUGGUUGCAACAUUGCAACGCAGAGUUGAGCUAAUAAUCAUCGUUACCUUAUCACCUUUAGCAGACACCUCUCCUAAGCAGACUUUUAGUCGUGGUACCAGUAACAACUUUAAAAAUUUCUUUCUCCUUUUUCUGUAGUUAAAGCUUUGUGAAGGAAGCUCAAAGGCUGCCCAUGAACCAACAGACAACUGGUCUUUAGUUUCGUCUGGUCUGUCGGCAUUGGCCAAUAUGGCAAGAGACACCUACAUUAGAAACAAGAUUGCUGAAGAACAGCAAUGGUGGCAAACUAGUGUCAAAUUCCUGGUUGGUAGAUUUUUUUGUUGUUAUUCUCAUUCUUCUACAGUGGAAUCUUGAUUUUUCAUCCCUCCAUGUUGAACCUGUGGAUUAUUUGAACAAAUUUCCAUUUCCCAUUUGAUUUCUUACCCCCCUACCCCCAUCCCCCACCCCCAAGCCAGUUUUUCAGGGCCUCGAAUGAUCCCUUGAGGCAGUAUUUUUGCCCGUGGUCAGUAUUUUAAGAAAUCUUGUUUACUUGUAUAUGUGAUGUAAAAAUGAAAAAUGUGGAUGUAGCAUCUUUUAACAACAAAAAUCGUCAAUCAAGAACCUUUUGUCUCUUCAAGUUUGAACUGGGAUUUGAAAAUGUUAGUUUUUGAGAGAGGGAAUAACUGAAGUGCUGGGAGCAGACCUUUUUUAUACAAGGAAGAAGGCCAGCAACAAUCGCAACCUCGCACAUAUGAACACAACUGCUUGAAGAAUUUGCUUACGCAGGUACAGACGUUACAUUUUCAAAUCUGCUUUUUUUUUUAAGGAUUCCCAUAUUCGUGGAAUUAAAGAUCAAAAAGUGAGGUGCUCUGUAUUUUCGCUACUGGCUCUGCUGGCAAACAUUUCAACGCAACCGAACCAAUAUCAAAAGGUUAGUAUUAAGUUACGCAAGAAUUUCUCAUAGUGCUUGAGUGGUUGUUCAGGAAAUCAUGUUUUAUGCAUUAUGUUUCUUGCAUUUAAAAAUAUAAACGGACUGACAUGCACUUGCAUGACAAAGUAAAAUUAUUUUUGUCUAGCUUUAAAACAGACCUUUUGUUUUAUUUUUGAUUGGUUUUAGGACGUAGCAACUAAGUUGAUUCCAUCACUUAUUGAGAUGCUCAACACUGGAUAUGAUGAAAUUUGUGAUGUAUGUAAAAUUAUACCAAACCAUGCUGACCAAUAGUGGGCUUAGGCAACAGGAAGGCAGAAAGGAGAGGGGCGACAAAUGUGAUAUUGCAUGUUUUGUCACGAUUUUCAGUUAACAUUACUGUGUUCUGGUCUUUUACAAAAAGAUCAAGUUUGGUGGAAUUUUUCUUCAAACAUAAUAUUAUUGUCAUGUAUGUUGUCUUCCAUCUUCAAUCCUGUUGCACAAGUUCAGUAAUUGCUUUGCUGGCCUGUAUAUUAUGCAGUACAAGUUGGUUCUAGUUGUUUAGUCUCUGGAUAAAAUCCUGGCAUGUUAUUAUUCAAAUGAAAGGUAACUAGUAAAUCUUCUUUGCAGUGUUUGUAAUUUAGAAAAAAAUUAGUAAACUUUUCAAGGUUUUGCCAACGUGAUAGGCAUGUUUAAGUUGAUGUCUUUCCGUUAACAUCUGCAAGUUCUUUAUAGAAGAUUCUGUCUCUUUUUGAAGGAUAGUUUAAUAUGUACAGACAAUUUUGGUAACUUAUCUCUUUUUAUAAAUGUUUCAGCGCAGCCUUGGAACUCUGAGACAUUUGCUGGCUCAUUCAACGGAAGCUUUAAAUUCAGCUUGUGAUCAGAAAAUUCAUAUCCAUGUCAUAAGAAUCCUCAAGGUAAGUUUUUAAUACAUUUCAGGGAAAUGCAAAAGCUGAAUUAUAGAUGUAGAAAUAAGCUUGUUGCGGCAUGAGAUGUCAUUGUCAUGAUUUGAUUUGCACCCUAGCGAUAAAGUCGUGAUGUUGCUCUAGGGGCUGCCAAAUAAGACAAAGGGUUGUCAAGGGGUAAAUGGAUGGCUGCUGAACUGUCGUUUCUGCUUUACUUCUUAGCUACAUACCUCCAAACUGACCAUGGAUUGUUUGUAUUUAUAUCAUUCCACAGCUAGUUAUUCUAAGCAGUCAUUUCCAAGUAGGAUGGGGAGCAAGCACUCGAGAAACUGUGAAAAAAUAUUCCAUUAAGAUUCUUGCACUUUGUACUAUGGAGAGAAAAGAUGCAAGAGAUGGAAUUAUGAGUGAGAAAUGUGAGUACACCUGAUAAUCCUAAUUUUCGUGUGCCUGUAUUCUGCAAGGGAUAUUGUCAUCGUAUAAGCAUCACUCAUGUGUUUUCUUUUGGCUCUUUUCACAGCCCUGGAUUUUUUAGUUCAGUUACUCCACCAUGAGGACGAAGUCAUAAUCGGAAAUACAGCUUUGUGCCUUAGUCACUGUGUAGACAUGAGUAAGUAAAAUAAAUGAAUAAGUCACCGUGACGGAAGCAGUUCACUUACAGUUGAGGCGGUGCACAGUAGGGCACUCUUACCUUCUGACGUCAUAGUUUUGGCAAUGCUGCGCGCUAAGAGACUUUUGGCGGGAAACAGUUAUAUUGCUGCCUCGUACCCAGGCGCGUUGUAGCGGAUUCGUAAUCGAGAGUGAACGGAGCGAUUAUGGUCAGCGUCUUUUGCACCAUCGCUCAAAAUUCACGAGGUUCCAUUGCGCGAUACUCCUUGAUCGCUGGCAGUCGCGUUUUUUUUUUUAUCAAACACUUGAGACACCUAGGAAGGAGGCAGGUUCCAUGGUUAAAAGUCAUGUGACCAAUGUGACCACAUAAUUGCCAAUGACAGCAUGCACGGUUUGUAACAACUCCAAUUAGUUGACCAAUUAGGUCGAUGCUAUCAUGUCGACUUUGACUCUGGUAAUAACUUCACCAGCAAUCCUACUGAGGGCUGUACUCAGCUAUACUCAACCAUGCUAUCACAUUCAACUGAACAUAGUUAUGGUUACUCUUUUACAACAGAGGAAGUGAGUGAUCAUCUCGCUGGAGUCAACGGCGUGGUGGAAAUUCUACUGAAACAUGCUACAAACGAGAAAUUAAGCAAUGAGGUCAAGCAGAAUGCUGCCAUUUGUUUAGCAAAACUUGCUACAGCGGAUGAAAGGUAAAUUGGAGAUCAUCAAUAACUCAUUAACAAAAUAAAACUUUUAUGUCCUAUUCAAAAAACGAGCAGGAGUGUUUUUAUCAGGUUUAAAAACUCUUGGCUUCCACUCGAGUUUUUACACGUGAUAAUACAAGACUGCGGGUUUUUUGACGGGCUUCAAAAUCUCUGAUAUAGAUCCACUCAUUCUUGCACUAAUAUUCAGAUUUGGGGUUAUUUUGGUCUAAAAAUUGGACGUAAAGUUUAGCUGUGUCUUUAUCAGAUAUAGACGCUAAUAAUUUCUUUUGUUUAGUUGCGAGUUUUAUUUUCCUUAGCCUCUUUAGUACACUAUUUUUAAUGAUAAAGUGUUUUCACUUGAAUCGAAUGUACUUUAUCAGUAUUUCAUUAACGAUGUACGUAGUAAAAAAAAAUUCUUAUAAAAUGAACGUUAUAAAUGAUUGAAUACUAUAUAAUACUAGAUUGCUGGAAUAAAUCUUGUUCUAUUUCAUACAAAUUUUCCAGGCAUCUUGAAAAACUGCGAGAGAUGCACGGACUGGAGGUUCUUCACUCAGUGAUUCAAGAAACUAACCUCAGAUGA
Messenger RNA from Porites lobata, 11225 nucleotides. Lineage: Eukaryota; Metazoa; Cnidaria; Anthozoa; Scleractinia; Poritidae. The record is from the annotation of a GenBank genome assembly.